Molecule: messenger RNA, 658 nt
Organism: Teleopsis dalmanni
Lineage: Eukaryota; Metazoa; Arthropoda; Insecta; Diptera; Diopsidae
Product: laccase-10-like
Exons: 2
Coding region: 1-594 (197 amino acids)
Biological process (GO): iron ion transport
Cellular component (GO): plasma membrane
Molecular function (GO): copper ion binding; oxidoreductase activity
Source: RefSeq, a predicted model, not a curated record
AUGAUUGCUUCUGAUGGUGAUCAUCUCAUUUCUUUGAUCGAUGAGAUCUCCUAUGUUGCGCCACCCUCGCCAAUGUUGUCACAGUAUGAGGAUAUACCAGCAGAAUAUUUUUGCAAUAGUGAUAAUCGCCCCUCCGAUUGUGGUGAAAACUGCCAAUGCACACAUAAAAUAGACAUACCACUCGAUGCAAUUGUAGAAAUCGUCCUCGUUGAUGAAGUUCAACAGGUUAAUUUAAGUCAUCCGUUCCAUUUGCACGGCACCUCAUUUCAUGUACUCGGUUUGGGUCGCUCGCCCGAUAAUAAUGUGAAACGUAUGAAUUUGCAACACGCUAUCGAUUUAGACAGAAGAGGCAUGUUAAAGCGCAGAUUCGUCAAGCCUGCCUUGAAGGAUACAGUAGCAGUUCCUAAUAAUGGCUAUACAGUCAUCAGAUUUCGUGCUGAUAACCCUGGAUUUUGGUUAUUUCACUGUCAUUUUCAGUUUCAUAUUGUGAUUGGUAUGAAUUUAGUGAUACAAAUUGGUUCUAAAAAGGAUUUACCACCAAUUCCACCUAAUUUUCCACGCUGCGGAAAUCAUGUUCCUCCGAUUUUAAUGUGAAAUUAUAUUGUCUAAUGUAAUAAUACUAUCGUAAUAUAUGAAGUUGGUCGUGUCAUAGUACUAA